Molecule: messenger RNA, 3262 nt
Organism: Tachysurus vachellii
Lineage: Eukaryota; Metazoa; Chordata; Actinopteri; Siluriformes; Bagridae
Product: E3 ubiquitin/ISG15 ligase TRIM25-like
Exons: 6
Coding region: 83-1756 (557 amino acids)
Molecular function (GO): zinc ion binding; protein binding
Source: RefSeq, a predicted model, not a curated record
CUCUCUCUCUCAUACACACACAGAACCAGGAAGUUAAUUUCAACACAAACGAAACUCAUAGUGCUGCUCUGAGUUCAGGAAAAUGGCUGAGGCGAGUAUUUCAGUAGAUCAGGAUCAGUUCAUCUGUUCAGUGUGUCUGGAUCUCCUGAAGGAUCCGGUGACUCUCUCCUGUGGUCACAGUUUCUGUAAGGUGUGUAUUAAUGGCUGCUGGGAUCAGGAGGAUCAGAAGGACGUCUACAGCUGUCCUCAGUGCAGAGACACUUUCACACCAAGGCCUGUUCUACGCAGAAACAACAUACUGGCUGAUGUGGUGGAGAAACUGAAGAAGAAGACUGAAGUUCAAGCUGCUUCUCCUGAUCACUGUUACACUGGACCUGGAGAUGUGGAGUGUGAUUUCUGCACCGGGAGAAAACACAAAGCCGUCAAGUCCUGUCUGGUGUGUGUGGCUUCGUUUUGUGAAACUCAUCUCAAACCUCACUAUCAAGUUCCUUCAUGGAAAAAGCACAAGUUAGUGGAAGCUUCUGGAAAUCUACAAGACAAGAUCUGCUCUGAACAUGAUGAAGUGUUGAAGAUCUUCUGUCGUUCUGACCAAAGCUUCAUCUGUUAUCUGUGUAUGACGGAUGAACAUAAAAGCCACGACACCGUCUCAGUUAAAGCUUACAGAACUGAGAAAGAGAAUGAGCUACAGGAGGAGCAGCUGAAAUUCCAGCAGAGACUCCAGGAGAAGCAGAAGAAGGUGCAGGAGCUGAAACAGGCUGUGAACACUAUAAAGCUCAGUACACAGACAGCAGUGGAGGACAAUGAGAGGAUCUUUACUGAGCUGAUCAGCUUCAUGGAGAAAAAGCGCUCGGAGGUGACGGAGAUGAUCAGAGCUCAGGAGAAGGCUGAACUGAGUCGAGCUGAACGACUCCUGGAGCAACUGGAGCAGGAGAUUGAUGAUCUUCAGAGGAGAGUCACUGAGAUGGAGAAGCUUUCACACACACACGAUCACAUCCAUUUCCUCCAGAGUUUCCAGUCUCUUCGUGUCUCUUCUGGACGUGACGACACAUCCAGCAUCACUGUCAGUCAACAUCUCUCAUUUGAUGAAGUAAAGAAAUCUCUCUCUGACCUGAAAAAGAGACUCGUGGAAAUCUUCCAGGAGGAAUUCAUCAACAUCCCUGAACGUGCUGCAGAACUUCAGAUAAUUUUACUCUCAGAACUAAAGAGCAGGAAAGAUUUUCUACACUAUUUCUGUGAUCUGACUCUGGAUCCCAACACAGUAAAUCAUCACCUUGUUCUGUCUGAGGAGAACAGAGUGGUUUCAUAUAGUGAGAGAAGGCAGCAAUACUCUGAUCAUCCAGAGAGAUUUGACUUCUACAGGCAGGUGUUGUGUAAGGAGAGUGUGUGUGGACGCUGUUACUGGGAGGUGGAGUGGAGCGGUCAGAGAUGCGUGUUAAUAUCAGUCUCAUAUAAAGACAUCAGCAGGAAAGGUCGGGGUAUUGAGUGCUGGUUUGGAGGCAACAGUCAGUCCUGGAGUCUGGAAUGUUCUCCUUCUUCUCUCACCUUCUUUCACAACAUUAAUAUUGACCUCAGUGGUCCACCGUCCACCAGAAUAGGAGUGUAUGUGGAUCACAGUGCAGGAACUCUGUCCUUCUACAGCGUCUCUGACACCAUGAAGCUCCUCCACAGAGUCCACACCACAUUCACUCAGCCUCUAUACGCUGGGUUCGGGCUCUACUCUUAUGGAUCAUCUGUAAAAUUAUGUGAUCCAAAAUAAAAUAUUAGCAAUAUGACUUUUUAUUUAUUAUUAAAACGACCAAUUCUUUUUUUUUAGGUUGUUUAAUUGAAAUAAACAUCUGAUAUGAGUGAGUGUCUAAAUAUGUAAAAUACAACAGAAUAAACAGAAUAUUGUUUUUAAAUCUAUGAAUUAUAGUCACUAGUUGCUAUUAGCAGGGCUCUCAAGUGUCACCCAUCGAGCGUGACAGUCCCUCAUGUCGGUCUUUUGUCACGCACGCCCGCCACACAUUGUAUUUGUCACGCAGAAAAAUUUACUAUUUAUCAUAUAUUUAAUAAGCCACAGAGCCCAAAAUGUAUCUGUCUGCACCGCUGUCUCUAUGGAACCGGGCAGGAAUCAAUCGCGUCUCCCCUGGAGUUCUUAGUCGAGCCUGACACUUCUCAGCCAAUCAAAAAAAAGAGGCUACACAAUAGCCAAUCAGAAAAUAGCUCUAUUGUAUCUAAGAUUUAACGCAACAACCAAUGGAAAAAAAAGCAGAUCCUGGAAUUGUUCAGCAUCAUCCUCGUUCACCCACAGAGAAAACCACUGAGCUGUGAGCAUCACUUUGAGCACAGAGUAAGUCAUGAUCUCCUGUUGUAAUGUUACAACAAAUUCCCAACUUUUCUGACACAAACAAUGACAUUUUGACUGCUGUUAGAGACGUUUCCCAGAUAAUCAGCACGAGUUUUUCAUGAGUCCACAAUGAGGUGCCAACCCCCCCCCCCCCCCAAGAAAAUUUAUGACAUAAAACAUUCCAAAACUUAAUAUUUGAAUUAACAAAACAUAUUAACUUAUGCUCAUGUAGGUUUUCUGAGAUUUAUUUACACAGAGUUCAUAGAUAUCUAUACUUAGAUGUCACCUUGAGGUCCUAAAAAUGCGUCAAAACCGCCACCAUCUUUGUACAGUGCUCUUGUACGUUAAAUGCAUGGACGAUGCCGGACUUCUGUGCUGCGUUUGGUUGUUCAAACAAAAGAAAUAUAAAAAUCAGACAGCAAGGGAUUACAUUUCACAAGUGAGAAUGUGUUUUAUGAUAUUGAAUAUUAGGAAAUUAAAUUUCUGGUUACGUUGGUUUGUUUGAGUCCUUGGUUAACGACCACAGAUAAUCCAUGCUAGUUACUCAUUAGUUUUUGACAGUUAGGAAAACCGACAAUGUUUGUAGAUUCCGAAGCUCUUAUUAAGGACAUUAAAAACUGACCCAUGCUUUUUUUGCUUAAAGGUGAAGACCCAACUUUAUGUAUGUUCUGUAAGAUUCCCUUAUCUGUCAAACAUAUUUUAUUAGAUUGUCCUGUAUUUAACACAAGCAGAAUGUUCUUUUAUCAAGUUACUUCACUUAAGGACAUAUUUAAUGACAUUAUGCCUGAAAAGGGUUUGGAUCUGCAUGCACCUUGGGACUGAGAGUAACGCAAUUUCAAUUCUCUGUAUGUACUGUACAUGUGGAAGAAUGAUAAUAAAGAGAACUUGAACUUGAUUUUAUUUUAUCUUAUGUUAAUUAAAAAAAUUAUAAUAUGA